UUUUCCAAACCUAGAGGGCAGUGCAUGAAGCCAGGGGUCAUCAGCCAUGCUCCAGACACUGUGGUUCCAGAUGGUAAAACCAAGACUAAGGCUAAGGAAGAAACUGCACAGCUAAACGUUUCUAAAGAAUCAGAGUCCCGCAGACUGAUAGUGGAGGGACUGCUGAUGGACAUUCCCCAGCACCCUGACUUCAAGGGCAGGUUAGGGAAGUCACAGCUCCAUGAUACAGGGAAGGAAACAAACAUAGGAGAUUGCACAGACUUGACAGUCCAGGAUCAUAAAUCUUCCACCAUUGAAAGGGAAGAGAGAGCCGGGAAAUUGGAAGAAAGUAGUGUCAGCACACAUCUCAUUACAAAGCAGGACUUUGCUGAAGAACGGGUGUUUUAUAAAUGUAGCGAGUGUGGCAGUUACUACAACCCACAUUCAGACUUUCACCAGCAUCAGACAAUUCACACUAGUGAAAAGCCCUACAAAUGCAAAGAAUGUGGGAGAACCUUCAGAUAUAACUCAAAACUGUCACGGCAUCAGAAAAUCCACACUGGAGAGAAACCAUAUUCAUGUGAGGAAUGCGGACAAGCCUUCAGUCAAAAUUCCCACCUUCUUCAGCAUCAGAAACUCAAUGGUGGACAGAGGCCCUAUGAAUGUGCUGACUGUGGAAAAACCUUCAGCUAUAAUUCAAAACCGAUUCGGCAUCAGAGAAUCCAUACUGGGGAGAAGCCCUUUAAAUGUAAGGAAUGUGGGAAGGCCUUCAGGUGUAGCUAUGACUGCUUCAUCCAUGAAUGAAUUCGCACUGGGGAGAAGCCCUAUGAAUGUAAGGAGUGCGGGAAGAGUUUGAGUUCUAAUACAGUCCUGAUUCAGCAUCAGAGAAUGCACACUGGGGAGAAACCUUAUGAAUGUAAAGAGUGUGGCAAGGCCUUCCACCGCAGUUCGGUGUUUCUUCAGCACCAGAGGUUCCACACUGGGGAACAACUCUACAAAUGUAACGAAUGUUGGAAAACUUUCAGUUGUGGCUCCUGCUUCAUAGUGCAUCGGAGAAUCCACACCGGGAAGAAGCCCUAGGAAUGCCAGGAAUGUGGGAAGACAUUCAGUCAGAAGAUCACUCUGGUUCAGCAUCAGCGAGUUCACACUGGGGAGAAAGCUUUUGAGUGUAAGGAGUGCGGGAAAACCUUCAAAUGGAAUGCAAGUUUCAUUCAGCAUCAGAAGUGGCAUACUAGGAAGAAAGUCAUCGAUGGAACAGGGCUAUCUGCAGUUAAGCCCUACUGCCACUCUCCCGUCCUCUCUCCUCUGCCUCUCCAACAUGCCUGCUCUACCCGGGCCCCACCAGAGCCUCCCUUAUCUUCUUCACAUGCAGUGAUACUUCCUCCCUCUGUGCCUUUCUUCCUGCUGCUUCCCUCAUCUGAAAAGGCCAGCCCUUCACCUGUCCAAAUAGUACAUUUCUUUCAGGAUCUCACUUUUCCUGGGAGGUCAUCCCCUCAUAGCCUGAAUCCUUUGUCUCACUCCCUGUGAGCCCCUCAUGUUCUCAACACCCAUUGCACCUCAAAUUAGGGAUUCCACUGGGCUCCUGGUUGUGGAAUACUGAUGUCUUCUGGUCUUGUUUAAGUUGUUAUUGUUUUCCUAACUUCAUUUUGAGUUCUCACGCUUGAGGACCGUAUUGUUUUCCUAACUUCAUUUUGAGUUCUCACGCUUGAGGACCGUAUUGUUUUCCUAACUUCAUUUUGAGUUCUCACACUUGAGGACCGUAUUGUUUUCCUAACUUCAUUUUGAGUUCUCACACUUGAGGACCGUAUCGAUGAGCGUCUUUUAUUCCCCGGGUAGGAAAUGGCAGUACUUCCUCUUCUUCAUGUCCACGCUUGCGCCAUAUCAUCACUCUGCAUCUGCCUUCUGGGGCUGCUGGAGUUGGAAGAGUUUGCAGAACACUUUGGGGUUUGGGGCAUAUGGCAUUGUGAUUAUGAUGAGAUGGGACAUUAUAAUUAGAAAGUAGGAGAAGUGUAAAGCCUGUGGGAGAAGAUAAUCAGAUAAAGUGUCCAAUAUUGCUUUCAGGGUUUCUUUUUUUUUUUUUGCCGGAGUUUCACUCUUGUUCCUCAGGCUGGAGUGCAAGGGUGUGAUCUCAGCUCACUGUAACCUCUGCCUCUGGGGUUCAAGCAAUUCUCAUGCCUCAGCCUUCUGAGUAGUUGGGACCACAGGCAUGCACCACCAUGCCUGGCUAAUUUUGUAGUUUUAGUAGAGACAAGGUUUCACUAUGUUGGCCAGGCUGGCCUUAAACGCGUGACCUCAGGUGAUUCACCCACCUCGGCCUCCCAAACUGCUGGGAUUGCAGGUGUGAGCCAGCCUGCUUUCAGGAUUUAAGGAGGGCCAUUUGGUGGACCAGUGGCAAGGCUCACUGAAAGAAUUUAAGACUUGAAAUUUUUUAUUACCUUGAUAGUAAUAAAAAAUUAUAAGCGUCCCAUUUAUGGAAAAAGAGAAUGAAGUGAUGAGUUGACACUGAGCAAUAAUGUAAAAUUAUGUCUUUGAACUUUAUUAGGAGGCGAUGUGGUUUUUCAGUUUGGGUUCCUUUUCUAUUUUCUUUUUGCAUUUUCCUAUUUUUUGAGACAGGGUCUUGCUCUGUCACUCAGGCUGGAGUGCAGUGGUGUGAUCAUGGUCCACUGCAGUGCUGACCCUUGGGGCUCGAGCCGUCCUCCCAGCUCACCCUCUGAGAAGCUGGGAGGCUGACGUGGGAGGAUGGCUUGCGCCCUGGGGCAUACACCACCACACCCAGCUAAUUUUUGUAUAUUUUUAGAGACAGGGUUGCUCCUCAGCCUGCUGGAUGUGUUGAAUUUUUGUAUUUUUUAGAGACAGGGUUGCUCCUCAGCCUGCUGGAUGUGUUGAAUUUUUGUAUUUUUUAGAGACGGGGUUGCUCCUCAGCCUGCUGGAUGUGUUGAAUUUUUGUAUUUUUUAGAGACGGGGUUGCUCCUCAGCCUGCUGGAUGUGUUGAAUUUUUGUAUUUUUUAGAGACGGGGUUGCUCCUCAGCCUGCUGGAUGUGCUGCGGUGCUCCAGCUGCUCACUGGGCCCGCUCCUCCAGACCCGGUCACUUCCUGUUUCUUCUUCCUACACUCUUGCUGCUGCUUCCCCACUUCCCGCUCACUCUUCUCUAGCCUUCUUCCAACCCUGAAGGGACCUGCUCCAUCUCCCUCUACACUCUAUUCUUGUCACACUGCUUGUGGAGACAAAUAGCUCCUCUUUUGACCCACGCCGUUCAUUACCAGCAUCUUCCGUUUUCUGUGCGAUCCUAUUAUCUGCAUCUUCAGUUUUCUGCCCCUGUUUCCUCUGGCCCUUAUGCAGCCAUUUUAGAGUCUGCUAGUAACACUUGAUUGACUUUCUCCUGUAGUUCAGCUAAUGAUUGAAAUUUGGCUUUUCCUUUGCUUCUCUUUUUCUUUUUUUUCUUUUUUUGAGGCAAUGUCUUGCUCUGUCACCCUGGCUGGAGUGCCGUGGCACCAUCUUGGCUCACUGCAAUCUCUGCCUCCUGGGUUCAAGUGAUUCUCAUGUCUCAGCCUCCCAGGUAGCUGGGACCACAGGCAUACGCCUCCAUGCCCAGCUAAUUUUUGUAUUUUUAGUAGAGACAGCGUUUUGCCAUGUUGGCCAGGCUGAUCUCAAACUCCUGACCUCAAGUGAUCUGCCCACCUCGGCCUCCCAAAGUGCUAGGAUUACAGGUGCGAGCCACCGUGUCUGGCCUUUUCUUUUCUUUUUGUUAUAUCACCAGAUAAGACCAGAAUUGUCAUUAAGAAACCAACUUCGCCGGGCGCAGUGGCUCACGCCUGUAAUCCCAGCACUUUGGGAGGCCGAGGCGGGUGGAUCACAAGGUCAAGAGAUCGAGACCAUCCUGGUCAACAUGGUGAAACCCCGUCUCUACUAAAAAUACAAAAAAUUAGCUGGGUAUGGUGGCGCACACCUGUAAUCCCAGCACUUUGGGAGGCUGAGGUGGCUGGAUCACCUGAGGUCAGGAGUUCAAGACCAGGCUGGCCAACAUGAUGAAACCCCAUCUCUACUAAAAAUACAAAAAUUAGCCAGGUGUGGUAGUGGGUGCCUGUUCCCAGCUACUCCGGAGGCUGAGGCAGGAGAAUCGCUUGAACCCAAAAGUGGAGAUUGCAGUGAGCCAAGACCACGCCAUUGCACUCCAGCCUGGGUGACAGAGUGAGACUCUGUCUCAACAAAAAAAUGACACUUGUUCAAGAGUAGGGCUGUCCACAGUUGGACCCUGCUAAGAAAUGACUAUUCUUUGUCUCAACUCUGAAUUACAGGGAGAGAGUGUGAUCUGGUCCCAUUCAGGUCAUAUAUUCAUUCUUGAUUAAUUCAACUUUGGGCAGGGGAGCAGGAUUACAUAGUAUUUAUGUGGCUAUCUGGGGCUCACUGCUGUUGGUGAGGAGGGCAGCCAAAGGGGCUGGUGUGUACUGAUGGAUACUCUACAAGGAAUGUACCAUGUUGGGCAUACACUUCUUCGACUAAGUUCAUUUCCCUCCACACUCUAUACCAGAGGCUCUUAACCCAACUGCCCGUUAGAACCACUUGGGGUGUUGUGUUUUUGUUUUUGCUUUUUAAUACCAAUGCCUAGCUGAAUCCUAGACCAAUUACUUCAGAACCUCUGGAAGUAGGUCCUAGGUAUCAGUAGUUUUUUAACUCCCUAAUUAUAAAAUGGUUCUACAAAGAACCACAUUUUUUUUUUUUUUUUUGAGAUGGAGUCUUGAUCUGUCCCCCAGGCUGGAGUGCAGUGAUGCAAUCUCAGCUCACUGCAACCCUGCCUCCCAGGUUCAAGCGAUUUUCCUGCCUCGUUGGGAUCACAGGCACGCACCACCAUGCCCAGAUAAAUUUUUUUGUAUUUUUAGUAGAGACAGGGUUUCACCACGUUGGCUAGGCUGGUCUCGAACUUCUGAACUCAGGUGAUCCACCUGCCUCAGCCUUCCAGAGUGCUGGGAUUACAGGUGUGAGCCACUUCACCCGGCCCAAAAAACACUUUUUUAGAGCUUUGCUACUCAAAUUGUCACCUGAAGACCAGCAGCAUUGGCGUCACCUGGGAGAUUAUCAGAACUACAAGCUCGUGGAAAUGAGACUCUACUCUGACAAUGCUGCCAGGUGACUUUGUGGGCACACUAAGGUUUGAGAAGCAUUACUCCAGACCCUGGUCCAUGUGUGUGUCUUGGCAUUAAUGUUGCCAAGAAGAAGUUUGAGGCAACCUGAUUUUGCUUCCCUUUUCGUCUGGAAAUUUGCGGAACUUUAAAUCUUCAAGAUUAGUAAUUUCACUAGGCCAUGUCUUGUUGCUGGUUCUUCCCCAUUAACAUUUCCUCGAAUUUAGUGAGCACUUUCAGGCCACAGAUUCUCCUCCCUGAUGAGUGGCUUUUCCUUCAGGUUUGUCCUAGCAGGAUUAGAACAAGGACACAAGCAUCUUAAGAUUAUCUUGUCUUUCCAGUAUGUAUUUUUUUUAAUUAAGGUGUCACUGACAUACAAUAAACCACGCAUAAAGUGUAUAAUUUGAUAAGUUUUGCCAUAUGUAUACACCUCUCAAACAAUAACACAAUCAAGAUAACAAACAUACCCCCAAAAGUUCCUUACGCCCUUUUAUAAUCUCUCCAUCGCAGCCUGCUCUUUUCCUGCCCCAGCCCCAAAAAACCACCUGUUUUUUGUACUAAAGUUUUCAUUUUCUAGAAUUUUAUAUAAGUGCUAUCACACAGUAUGUACUCUUUUAAAAGUUAUUUUUUAUUUUUUGGUGUGAUGUCUUCCAUUCAACAGAAUUAUUUUAAGAUUCACUGAUGUUGCAUAUAUAUCAGUAAUUCAUUCCUUUUUAUUACUCAGUAGUAUUCCACUGUAUGGAUAUACCACAAUUUAUUUAUCCAUUCACCAGCUGAUGGCCAUUUGAGUUGUUUCCAGUUUUUGGCUUACAAAUAAAACUCUUAUGAAACUUUGUGUGCAAGUCUUUGUAAUGUAAGGACAUAAGUUUUCAUUUCUCUUGGGUAAAUAACAAGAAUGAAAUGGCUAGAUAAUAAGGCAGGUAUAUGUUUAAGUUUUAAAGAAUCUGCUGAGUUUUUUCAGAGACUGUGCCAUUGCACCUUUCCAUCAGUGUUGUAUGAGUUCCACUUCUGAUUACAUCUUUGCCUGCACUUGAUGUUGUCUCUACUUUUAGCUGUUCUAAUAAGUGUGUAAUACUGUUUCAUUGUGGUUUUAAUUUGCAUUUCUCUAGUGACUAAUGAUGUUGAGCAUCUUUUCAAAUAUUUAAUUGAUUUCCAUAUAUCUUCUUUGGUGAAGUAGCUUUUCAAAUCCUUUGCCUAUUUUUAAAAAUUGGUUUCUUUCCUUAUGAGUGAAUUUUGAGAGUCCUUUAUAUCUUUUGGAAACAAGUCUUUUAUCAAAUAUUUUCAGUAUUUUCUCCCAGUCCGUGGCUUGUCUUUUCAUUCUCUUAAAAGUAUCUUCUGAAAAGCAGAAGAUUUAACUUUUAAGUCCAAUUUAUCAGCUUUUUUUCCACUGGCUAAUACUGUUUAGAAUUUGUGGUAUGUAUGUAUGUAUGUUUAUGUGCACCCACAUAUGUAUGUUCGUUCAUGGUAAACGUUCAUUUUAGUAGGUUUAGUGAAGGGGCAGUAUGUAAAAUGUAUGUCCGUGUCAUGCCAUUGUUUCUGGAAAUCUAAUUGUUUAAAACAAUUGCUGUGCAUAAACUUUACAGUGAAAAUACUAUAGAUUUCAAAAAAUGAACAGUUUCUGUGACAGGUAAGAUCUUGGUGCUAGGUACCCCACAGUAGCCCCAGUGAUUCUCAUAUCCUGGCAUUCAAGCCAUUGUUUAUCUCAUCCCACAUUGAAUUGUGACUAAUUUCUGAGGAGAAAGCAUGGAGGAAAUGAUGGUGCAUGACUUCCAA
This is a messenger RNA of Callithrix jacchus (white-tufted-ear marmoset), 6870 nucleotides long. The record is from RefSeq and is a predicted model, not a curated record. NCBI's taxonomy places the organism in Eukaryota, Metazoa, Chordata, Mammalia, Primates, Cebidae.